This is a messenger RNA of Drosophila novamexicana, 1516 nucleotides long. It is a transcript of the gene Ets65A, whose product is annotated as DNA-binding protein D-ETS-3. Gene Ontology annotation, biological process: regulation of transcription by RNA polymerase II; cell differentiation. The record is from RefSeq and is a predicted model, not a curated record. Gene Ontology annotation, molecular function: sequence-specific DNA binding; DNA-binding transcription factor activity, RNA polymerase II-specific. Gene Ontology annotation, cellular component: nucleus. Lineage: Eukaryota; Metazoa; Arthropoda; Insecta; Diptera; Drosophilidae. The coding region runs from base 1 to 1497 and encodes 498 amino acids. The transcript is spliced from 12 exons.
AUGUACGAGAAUUCGUGUUCGUAUCAGACGGCGCUGGACUUGAAGCGCGUGUCGCCGCCGACGCUGGCCCAGGUGAAAACGGAGGACUGUCUGACGUUGGGCCAAUGCUCGCCGGACUGGACCUCGUACCGGUUCCAUCAGUCCACAUUCGAGCAGCUGAAGCAGAGCGUCGAGAAGGCCAAGGCGGCGCUGCAGGAUCGCAGCAGUUUCUUUGGCGCCAGCAGCGCCUUCAGCGACAUCUACUCCAGCCAGCGGCUGACCGACACGCUGGACACACUGCCCGCCAUGCAGAAUGGCACGGGCGCCGGUAAUUGCCUCGGCCUCACGCACAAUGCGGGCGCCGGCGUGGGCGUUGGAGUGGGCGUCGGAGUGGGCGUGGGCGUGCUCAAUUAUAACACGGUGAGCAGCAGCAGCGCCGGCGUCCUGGGCGGCAGCGUGCAGCGGCAUCGCCUGGACACACUGCAGCCGCCAUCGGGCUGCUCGCCCGCCGGCACACAGCACGGCGUCAUCACGUCCAGCGCGGGCCAUGUGCCGGCUGCCUCGUUGGAUGCGGUCAGCUCGCCCUCGGUGCUGCCGUCGCUAUCAGCGUCCACCACCUCGCACGUGGAGCACAAAGUUCGAACAGAGAAAUCCACGCUGGAUUGCGCCACAACGUCCUCGCAUGCCGCCGUCGCCUCGUCCUCCACGGCAGCCGCGUCCGCGUCCAGCAGCGAGCUGGGCAGGCACAGCGUCGGCAAAAGCAACGCCAGCAGCAGCACCGGAGGUGGCCGGUCUAAGGAGGGUGGAGGGGGGGCUGCAAUUUAUUCCUCGUACAAAUCGUCGUGGGGCUCGCACAGCUCCACACAAUCGCAAGGCUACAGCUCGAAUGCGUUGAGUAUUAAACAUGAUCCGCACACACAACUACGGCAACCUGAUCCAUAUCAAAUGUUCGGACCCACCAGCAGCAGGCUGGCCAGCUCAGGCUCGGGACAGAUACAAUUAUGGCAGUUCCUGCUCGAGCUGCUGUCGGACUCCAACAAUGCCAGCUGCAUUACCUGGGAGGGCACCAACGGCGAGUUCAAGCUAACCGAUCCCGAUGAGGUAGCCCGCCGCUGGGGCGAGCGCAAAUCCAAGCCCAACAUGAACUACGACAAGCUGAGUCGCGCCUUAAGAUAUUAUUAUGACAAGAACAUCAUGACCAAGGUGCAUGGCAAGCGCUAUGCGUACAAAUUCGAUUUCCAGGGCCUGGCGGCGGCCACACAGCCGGCGGCCAGCGAUCCCACCUACAAGUAUCAGAGCGAUCUGUUCAUGACGCCAUAUCAUCACAGCGCCAAGCUCAGCUCGUUUAUGAGUCCGCAUCACGGCAUGACCUCGUCCUCAGCCUCCAUAUUUCCGACGGCCGCCUCGUGGGGCAACUGGGGCAGUCCGGCUACAAAUCUGUAUCAGCCGCACUCGAUGAGCCAUGUGACGCCCUCGCAUGUGGCGCCGCAUCUCAGCUCCUAUCCGCACUACGCAUGACCAUCAUAAUAUGAGAGCA